CUUGUAGCACUGAUGGAGUCUAGACCAGGGGAACACUUGGUGGAGCUGAAUCCAGGGUAACACCUGGUGGAGUGCAGUCCAGGUGAAACACCUGGUGGAGCAUAGUCCAGGGUAACACCUGGUGGAGUGCAGUCCAGGAUAACACCUGGUGAAGUCUAGUCCAGAGGAACACCUGGUGGAGUGGAGUCCAGGUGAAACACCUAGUGGAGUUUAGUCCAGAGGAACACCUGGUGGAACCUAGUCCAGGUGAAACACCUGGUGGAUUGUAGUCCAGGAGACACACCUGAUGGAGUCUAGUCCAGAGGAACACCUUGUGGAGCCUAGUCCAGGUGACACACCUGAUGGAGUCUAGUCCAGCGGACAUGAAGGCUCCCCCCGGAAGACGAACAGGAAGUCUGAAUGUGCUGCACUUCCUGUUGGGUGUGUUCCUAGUUCUUCAUGAAGGGGGCAUCGGUCUGGAGCUGCAGCCUUCAACCGCUCAAGUUCUGAUCAACUCAACCUCUAAUUUCAGUGUGGUGUGUUCCGGGUGGAGUCACGUGACGUGGCGGCUACCUGACGCCCAGGUGGAGGGGGUUGUGGUUGAGAAUCAGGGCUCCAGCAGCAUCCUGCAGCUCUUUAAGGCCACCUGGAAGAACUCUGGAAGAUACACAUGUGAGGAGGCGUCGGCCUAUCAGAGCAGAGCGGUGGACAUAUUCAUACCUGGGCAAGGUCCGGAGGAAUGGUUCAUCCCGCUGGGUUCCGGUGUUGUGAUGAAGGAAUCGGAGGAAGACACCAUCCCGUGCGUGGUUUCCGACCCACGGCUCAGCGUCUCGCUGUACGAGCGUCCCGGCAGGACGGCGGUCAGCGGAGCAACGUACGAGCCGGGACGGGGCUUCACGGGGCAGCUCAACGACACGUCAUACGUGUGCUCGGCCACCUGGGGGGGCGAGGAAAGAGAGUCCCAGGUGUAUUAUGUCUUCAGCAUCGUAGUCCCUAAGGUGAUGGAAGUGGACAUGUCUGUCUCCAGCAGGGUGUUGAAGCAGGGGGAGGUUCUCACUGUAAACUGCACAGUCAAAGACACCGAGAUAGUCUUCUUCUCCUGGGACUUCCCCCGCAGACAGGAAAUCGAGCCUCUGACGGACUUUCUGCCCAAUCGGAUCCGCUCCUUUGUGAACAUCUCCACAGUGACGCUGGCAGAUUCCGGUGUGUAUGUGUGUGUGGUGCAGGAGCCGAUGCAGGAUCGAACUGUGAAGAGAAACGUCACAGUAACAGUACUGGAUCGAGGUUACGUUUACCUGUGGCCUUCAGGUGAGACCAACGUGUCGUCUCUCCUCCACCACACGGUGGAGUUCAGUGUGGAGGUCGACGGCCUCCCCCUCCCCACCGUCCUCUGGACCAAAGACAACAACACCGUCGCCUCAGAAACCACCUCCACAGACCAGAUGGGAAGCAGGUAUGUGAGCAAACUGACGCUGGUUCGGGUUCAGAUGGAUCAGAUGGGAAGCUACACAGCAACUGCUUCCAACGAGGAUGCCGUUGAGGAAGUCUUCUUCCACCUGGAGGUCAAAGCGCCCCCCAGGAUCACGUCUCUGUCGGAGGCCGUCAGUAAGGGAAUUCUUUGUGUCAGUGAGGGAGCCCCGCCCCCAACUGUCACCUGGUACACCUGUCACAGCACACACAGGUGCAGUAAUCUGACGGGCGGCUGGAGGAGUCUAUCAGCGGCCUCGGAGGGCGUGGCUCUGCAGGAGAACAUCACACAGGUGGCGGAGAGAGGCGUCACCCAGGUACGCAGUGUGUUAACUCUGCAAAGUCACACCUCCGUGUCAGCUGUUCGCUGUGAAGCCAAAAACUCAGCCGGACGACGAACCAGAGACCUGCGAGUACUGGCCAACUCUCUCCUGUCUCAGGUUGCGGUCUUGGCAGCAGUUCUGGUUCUGGUCAUCAUUGCCGUCGUCUUCCUCAUCAUCCUCAUCCUCCUCUGGAAGAAAAAACCUCGUUAUGAAGUCUGUUGGAAGGUGAUUGAGUCGGUGAGCCCUGACGGACAGCAGUACACCUACCUGAACCCCGCCCACCUGCCCUACAACUCCAGCUGGGAAGUACCACGAGACAAUGUAAUACUAGGGCAGGUGUUGGGUUCAGGUGCCUUUGGUCGUGUUGUCAUGGCGACCAUCUCUGGUCGGCUUCCCUUUCAUUCUACAACUAAAGCUGCCGUCAAGAUGGUCAAAUCCAGCAGUGGGGCGGCUCAGUCUCUGAUGUCGGAGCUGAAGGUUCUGGUUCUUCUCGGUCCUCACCUGAACGUUGUUAACCUGCUGGGAGCGUGCACGAGGGGAGGACCUGUCUAUCUGAUCACUGAGUUCUGUUGCCAUGGAGACCUAGUGAACUACCUGCAGAGGAACAAACACACCUUCAGACAGAGAGAGACACACACCAAGAGUUACAGUGAUGGUGGCUACAUGGACAUGACUAAAGAAGACAGCGUUCAGUACGUUGCCAUGAAGGAGCUGAGCUCCGCAGACAUCCAACCUCCGGUGUACAAGACACCGUACACGCCAGCAGACCAGCAGGAGACGCCGUCUCUCCUCCUCAGUGAUUCUCCUCUCCUCAGUCUCACUGACCUCCUCAGCUUCUCCUACCAGGUCUCCCAGGCCAUGGACUUCCUGUCCUCAAGGAGGUGCGUCCAUAGAGACCUGGCAGCCAGGAACGUUCUGGUCAGUGAGGGGAAGCUGGUUAAGAUCUGUGACUUUGGUCUGGCCAGAGAUCUGGUGAAGGACCAGGACUAUAUCGUCAGAGGAAACAAAUUCCUGCCUGUGAAGUGGAUGUCUCCUGAGAGUCUGUUCCACAACGUGUACAGCUCUCAGAGCGAUGUCUGGGCCUACGGAGUUUUACUGUGGGAGAUCUUCUCUCUUGGUGUUAGUCCGUACCCUGACCUCCCUCUGAACCAGGACUUCUACUCUUCCCUGCAGAGAGGCUACAGGAUGAGUCGCCCUGAGCCGGCUCCUAUCAACAUGUAUGAUCUGAUGAAACAGUGUUGGGACGAGAAACCUGAGGCCAGACCUUCUUUUACCUCACUGGUCGUCUCCAUGGGCGACAUGUUGACUGACGACUACAAGAAGCGUUACUUUCAGCUCACGCAGAACUUCCUGGACGAGGAGCGUUCAGCUGUCAUUGGGUCCCGAACGAGUCGUCCAUCAGCUUCCAUGUUGUUGACAGGAAGCCCCGCCUCUCAAGUGAAAGUUCAACUGUUUGAGGCUGAGCCAGAGGAGGCCGGCCCCUCCCACUGCGCUGCACUGGAUGCAGUCAGCCCUCAGCUGUCAGAGUCACAGGAAGUGACAUCAUCAAAGGUCAGACAGGAAGCCGACGAAGCUCCCGAUUCUCCACGCCGCCAUGAGGAAGAGGAGAGCUUUCUGUGAACGUGUCAGCUGCCUUCUAGACAGCAUGGGGGGCUUGUUUAACCCAAAGUAUUCCUUAGGGUUGUGCUAAUUUCAAUUCAAUUCAGUUUAUUUUGUAUAGCCCAAUAUCACAAAUUACAAAUUUGCCUCAGAGGGCUUUACAAUCUGUACACAUACGACAUCCCUGACCU
Molecule: messenger RNA, 3559 nt
Organism: Cyclopterus lumpus (lumpfish)
Lineage: Eukaryota; Metazoa; Chordata; Actinopteri; Perciformes; Cyclopteridae
Product: platelet-derived growth factor receptor beta-like
Exons: 26
Coding region: 342-3389 (1015 amino acids)
Biological process (GO): positive regulation of kinase activity; protein phosphorylation; cell surface receptor protein tyrosine kinase signaling pathway
Cellular component (GO): signaling receptor complex
Molecular function (GO): ATP binding; platelet-derived growth factor binding; platelet-derived growth factor beta-receptor activity
Source: RefSeq, a predicted model, not a curated record